UGUAACCUACAGAAAGAAAUAACGAAAGUCCAAAAAAAAAAAGAGAGAUAAAAGAAAUUAAAAAAAAAGAAAGAAAAAUGGGAAAAUCAGUUGUUAUUUUCAUUUGCUUGUUCUCCUUGCUAGGGCUUACACAAGCUUCUGAUGAAAAACCUGAUUUCUUUGUAGAAGGAAGAGUUUAUUGUGAUCCUUGUCGUUCAAUAUUCAAAAACAACCUUAUGAAGCCCUUAAAAGGUGCCGGUGUGAUGGUUAGAUGCACGAACCCGAAAACUAAAAUGGUCACAUACGCUAGGCCCUGGCAGACGAACGCCACCGGAUAUUACAGCGUGCCGGUAGAAGGAGAUCACAAGAAUGAUAUCUGUGUGAUAGAAAUGGGAGAAGGUGAUAAAGAUGAAGAUUGCAGUGAAACUCCAUGUGAAGAUCAUUACUAUCAAACAUUUAGAGUUGUUCUUACUCACACCAAUGAAACUAAUGGAAAUGUACGUAAAGUUAAGGAUUUCUUUUACUACACUAAAAAACCCUCACUUAAAGAGUGUAUACGAGAAUUCAAGAAUAUGAAACAGGUGCCUGAAGUUCAAGAUAUCGAUUGUGUAUCAUUUUUUAAAUAUUAAUUUUUGGACUAGUUGUUGAAUGAAUACAAAGUAAGUCCUCAAAAGAGAAUAAAUGGACCCUUAUUUUGGGGAUAGGGUUUAUUAAUCUCUUAAAUAUGCUUCUGAGCAAUUUUUUUGUAUGUAAUGUGCUCUCUCAGAAAGAAAAUAAAUGAAUAAAUAAAGCACCUCAUUUUGGUUGA
This is a messenger RNA of Nicotiana attenuata, 787 nucleotides long. Its product is annotated as olee1-like protein. The record is from RefSeq and is a predicted model, not a curated record. The transcript is spliced from 2 exons. The coding region runs from base 78 to 608 and encodes 176 amino acids. NCBI's taxonomy places the organism in Eukaryota, Viridiplantae, Streptophyta, Magnoliopsida, Solanales, Solanaceae.